Molecule: messenger RNA, 2432 nt
Organism: Passer domesticus (house sparrow)
Lineage: Eukaryota; Metazoa; Chordata; Aves; Passeriformes; Passeridae
Gene: RNASET2
Product: ribonuclease T2
Exons: 13
Coding region: 631-1524 (297 amino acids)
Biological process (GO): RNA catabolic process
Cellular component (GO): extracellular region
Molecular function (GO): ribonuclease T2 activity; RNA binding
Source: RefSeq, a predicted model, not a curated record
UGGGCUGGGGGGGCUGCGCGCAGCGUGCUGAGUUCUCAACCCGGAGCAGCCGAGGCCGGAUUUUUCCCUGCUCCAGCCUCCCUCGGCUCCCUCUUCCCGCGCCCUUGCCCGCCGUGGGGCUGCGCUCCCGCGGUGGCAGCCGGGCAGGAGGGAGCUGCGGUUCGGCCCGCCCGAGGUGUUUCUGAGUAGGCUUUUCUGCGUGGGAUAGUGCCUCUCUGCCCCUGGGAUCCUCAGUUGCGCGAGUUCCAAAGUUUGUGCGGACACCUCUGUAAUGAUUGUUUAUCUGGAGUAAAGGCUUUCUGCUGUUGGGGUUCCAUCGGUGCUAGAGCAGAGCCGUGUGCUGGUUGCCGUGCGAGGAGGGCGAGGUGCCGCCGUGCUCCCCAGGAAGCCGGGCGGCUGAGCGCAGCCUCUGCUGCCUCCGAGUUCACCCCGACACCGCUGAGCCUCGGCGGCGAGAGCCCCCAUCGCACUGAACGCUGUGAGAGGGGCACUGCUGAAAUCGAGCCGUGGCGGUGGGCAAGGUCGCAUUUGAAAUGCUGUGAAGUGGCUGGGAGAUUUGGGAGACAGUUGGGAUUUUUGACCUGUGCCAAGUGAAAGUUCUUCUGUUUGUGAAGCUAUUUGCAUAACAAAAUGAGACCUGCAAAGCUGCACUAUUGGAUUCUGGGUUGGUUUUUCAUGGCACUAUGUUGUUGGAGUCCUUCAGACACAUUUACUCAAAGUGACAUCCACCCUCAUGACUGGAAAAAGUUGUAUUUUGCUCAUCAUUGGCCAGUGACUGUAUGUAAGGAGAGGAGGCCGCACCAGCCGAGCUGUGGCACAGCAGCUGACAGCCGGGGGGACACUGCCCAGAUGCGCCAGGGGCGUCCGGGGAGCGCCUCAGAAGGAGGCAGUGGUGGGCAGCAGGAAGGCGAAAUGAAUGCUAAUGAUUGUCAUGACCCACCAAAGUACUGGACAAUCCAUGGAUUAUGGCCUGACAGAGCUGAAGACUGUAACAAGACAUGGCAUUUCAAUGUUACUGAGAUCAAGGAUCUUAUGUCAGACAUGAGACAUUACUGGCCUGAUGUUCUUCAUUCAUCUCUGAAUCGCACCCAGUUCUGGAAACAUGAGUGGGACAAACAUGGCACUUGUGCAGCCACACUUGAGGUCCUUAAUUCUCAGAAAAAAUACUUUGGUAAAGCCAUAGAACUCUACCAGCAUGUUGAUCUCAAUGGUUGUCUCUUGAAAGCUGGGAUAAAGCCGAGCAGUUCAUAUUACAAGAUGACUGCUAUAAAGGAAGCUCUUACAAGAUUUUAUGGUGUAACACCAAAGAUACAAUGCUGUCCUCCAGAAGAGGGUGAAAAAGCACAAACAAUUGGCCAGAUUGAAUUCUGCUUCACCAAAGAACUGCAGCUGGUAAACUGUACGGUGCUGGAGGAUGGAUCCAACCCAAUGCAGGCUCACUUGAAGCUUGGAACUUCAGAGCUGUCGGUUUGCAAUGAUACUCUCCCAACCUAUUAUCCUUCAGAGGUCCAAGAUCACAAAUGAAGCCAUAAGAGUUUGAAAAGCUUUUUCAACAGCAACAAAACCCACACUCAUGUAAUAUUACAAGACCCUGUCCAUAUCACAGGCCUACAGUGAAGAUUUCUGCUGGAAAACACAGUUCUUUUAGUUCCUUUUCUAUUAAAGGAGAGUGGUCCACAUGAUGGGAUCAGCAUUUUAUCUACUGCGUGGUCUGGAUUUUUUGUCUUGCUUAUGGUUUGCAAUCAAUGUUCAGAAGAGAACUGUGACUUCUCAGUUUGACAUGCAGUUAUCUGCCACUUCAGCUGCUUUUUGGUUUUUACCAGUGAGUCAGGGAACUUAGUUCUUUGUAUUGAAAGGAUGAUUAUCUUUCUGAGAUGAGGUGACAAGUUCUUGAGAGGGAAAUACUGUAAACAGUAAAAACUCUUGAGACCUAUCUGGAGGUCCAUUUCCAGAUACAUUUGCCACUGCCUUGCAUAAUUGCUCUCCAGAAGUGCAGCACAGAGACCAUAUCCUCUGAAGUGUUGAACCUUUCCUCACUGAGGGAUCACAGUGGAGCAAAGACAACUUUUGCAUAACUUCUUAGUGAAGUAAUAACAUUCUCCAAGUUUGGGCUUUUCUACCUUAAAGAUCUCAAGGAAACUAUAUUUGUAUCUUACCUGAUCUUUGGUUAUUUUCAUGACAGUAGCUCUAUACAGUAGCUCUAUAUUCUUGAGGAACAACCAAUUCUAGAACAUUUAUGUUAGUACAGGAGAAUGUUAGGCCCCAGAAAUAUGUUGUUACUAAUUUUUAGUUGUGUUUGAGCAUUCAGUAUUACUACUUGUGAGUGCCUACACUUGUAUAUAAAAACAAGAUUGUCACAUAAUCACUUUGUUCCAAGAAACAUCUUUUUAUACAUGAAACAAUAAAUACUACUGGAUUUUCAGUAAAAAGUA